Molecule: messenger RNA, 939 nt
Organism: Pyrenophora tritici-repentis Pt-1C-BFP
Lineage: Eukaryota; Fungi; Ascomycota; Dothideomycetes; Pleosporales; Pleosporaceae
Product: FabG, Dehydrogenase with different specificities (related to short-chain alcohol dehydrogenase)
Source: RefSeq, a predicted model, not a curated record
AUGUCCAGCAUCCAGUUCGACCCUGCAACAGAUAUCCCAGACCAGUCCGGGAGGGUCUUCCUCAUCACAGGUGGUACCACCGGUCUUGGAGCGUCCACAGUUUCUUUCCUGCCCUCCCAUAAUCCUGCACACAUCUUCUUCAGCGGUCGCAACAAAGCCCGCGCCGAUGAACUCAUCUCGAAGAUCUCAAAAUCCUCGCCCUCCACCAAGAUAACGUUCAUAGAAUGCGACCUCGCCAGCCUUGCUUCAGUUCAGUCCGCUGCCAAGCAGGUUCUCUCACUAACCAACCGCCUCGAUGUCUUGAUAUGCAACGCCGGUAUCAUGGCCACGCCAUCCGAGCUGAGCAAAGACGGCUACGAACUACAAUUUGCCACCAACCACCUCGGCCAUGCCCUUUUGAUGAAGCUCCUCUUACCACUAAUGCUGGAGACGACAGCGCAACCCAAUCCAGACGUCCGCAUUGUCAAUCUCUCCUCUGUGGCAUACAAGGCCGGUGGACCAUCCUCCGGCAUCGAGUUCUCCAAGCUCAAAACUAAAAACGCCAGCUACGGACCCUUCUACAACCCCAUGAAGUGGGUAUACUACAAUCAAUCCAAGCUAGCCAAUCUGCUCUACUCAGUCGAGCUUGCCGCACGACACCCGAGUAUCACGUCCGUUGCGGUGCACCCGGGCUUCAUCAAGACGGAUCUACUUGUGCAUAUCAACUCUAUGGAUCGCCAGGUUAUAAAUUUGCUCUCUCACGGCGAUUGGCGGACGGCGGUUACGGGCGCGUAUAAUCAGACGUGGGCGGCUACUACGCAGAAGGAGAAUUUGGUCAAUGGGGCGUAUUAUGAGCCGGUUGGUGUGAAGACGGUUCCAAGUACGAGGCAGGGUAGGGAUAGGGCGUUGGCGAAGGAGUUAUGGGAGUGGACGGAGAGGGAGUUGAAAGACUGGAAUUAG